Molecule: messenger RNA, 946 nt
Organism: Asparagus officinalis (garden asparagus)
Lineage: Eukaryota; Viridiplantae; Streptophyta; Magnoliopsida; Asparagales; Asparagaceae
Product: HVA22-like protein k
Exons: 8
Coding region: 51-647 (198 amino acids)
Source: RefSeq, a predicted model, not a curated record
UCUCCUCUCUCUCGUUGCACGGCAAAAGUUCGCCCGCCCCGCCCCACCCCAUGGCCGCUCUUCUCUCGUCUGCCGUCCCUGAGGUUGGGCUGAAGUUGCUGCUUUCCCCCCUUGGUGCUAACAUAGUAACUAGAACAGCUUGCUGCACAGUGGGGAUUGCUUUUCCUGUAUACUCAACUUUCAAGGCAAUUGAGGAGAAAGAGCGAAGUGAACAAGAAAGAUGGCUUUUAUAUUGGGCAGCAUAUGGAUCUUUCAGCCUUGUGGAGACAUUCUCUGACAAAAUUCUCUCCUGGUUCCCACUUUACUAUCAUAUGAAGUUCGUGUUUCUUGUCUGGCUCCAACUUCCAUCUGGUAAUGGAGCAAGGCAUCUAUAUUCGAGGCAUCUGCGCCCCUUCCUGUUGAAACAUCAAGACAGACUAGAUCAGCUACAUGAUUUCAUUACAAGAGAGAUCAUGAAGUUUACCAUUUCACAUCAAGGAGAAAUUGAAUUCUUAAAGGGCAUGCUUAAAAGAUUUGCGAGUACAGCAAAUCUGAUAGUCAAGGAAGCCCACCAACCAGUACAGCGUAGAGGACAAAAUACGAUUGAAGGCCCCAAUGAACUCACAAGACCGCGAAUUCAGGGUUCUGGCUCUGAUUCUGAAAACUAAUCUUCUGUUCUCAAUUUGAUUAGAUAUGAGAGGAGUUUCACACUCGUGCAUUGUGGAUAUCGUCCACCUAUGUAAAUUAGCAUCACGUCUUUAUCAGGAGAUUCAUACUUAGGCCUCAAUUUCUCGGGGCACUUUCUUUGUUUUGCAUGUACAAAUAACUACAUAGGGGGUGCGGCUUGCAUUACUGUGACAUAUAGCUGAGGAUGUUGAGGAAAACUUAUGUUUGUAGAGGCAAGCUGCUCUCAUACUUCAGUUGACCUGUUAGAAUUGUAGAGGCAAGCUGCUCUCAUAUGUUGCUA